Parastagonospora nodorum SN15 is the source of this 1623-nucleotide messenger RNA. RefSeq lists its product as hypothetical. The coding region runs from base 1 to 1623 and encodes 540 amino acids. The record is from RefSeq and is a predicted model, not a curated record. NCBI's taxonomy places the organism in Eukaryota, Fungi, Ascomycota, Dothideomycetes, Pleosporales, Phaeosphaeriaceae. Gene Ontology annotation, cellular component: mitochondrion. The transcript is spliced from 4 exons.
AUGCCAUUAGCGCUCUCGCUCAAGGCUAUCGGCAAAUCCAUCAAUCGCGAUGAAUUACUCAAAUACACGAACGGACAUUUCCUAGCCAAUGAGAAACAGGCUGUUGAUCGCAGAUACGUAAAUUUCGACGUCGAUCGGCUCUGCGCGGUAGCUGCAUCUACUGGCAGCCAGCGUUCCUCGCCUGUUCGCUCAAUCGAAAAGCUAGAAGGAGGUUUCAGCAAGGCACUCCUCUUAUGCAAGGAGGAUAGGAGUGAACUCAUUGCAAAACUACCGUUUACUAUCGCCGGGCCGCCGAAGUAUACAACAGCGUCUGAAGUAGCAGUGCUUCAAUAUCUACGUGCGCAUACUCAGGUCCCGGUUCCGAAAGUCCUAGCCUGGAAUUCUGAUCCAUUGAACCCUGUCGGUUCCGAAUACAUCAUAAUGGAAAAGGCGCCUGGAAUACAGCUAUACAAGGUAUGGGCUGAGAUGAGUGAUUGGGAUCAGUUAUGCGUCGUGAAGCACUUAACAAAGCUUGAAGGCGAAAUAACUGAAAUCCGCUUUCCUGCUAGUGGAAGUCUUUACCUCCGCGAGUCCAUGUCAGAAAACGACAAAUACGUCGCAUUGGAUCAUAAAUUGGAUCCUUCUGAGCGGUUCUGUAUAGGACCGUCUUGCGAGCGAGGGUGGCAUCCUUCAGGCAAAAUAGCUUCUGUGCAAUCUCGUCUCAACCGAGGACCAUGGCCAGAUCGAUCUUCUUUCGGUAUCGCGCUUGUUGAACGGGAGAUUGCGCUCCUGAGACAGGACUCGACUACUGCAACCUCUGAUUCACCGCGCGGAUCCUUCGAGGAACAAACCGCCGUUUUAAAAUUGACGAAAGAGAUCAUGUCUAGGCUGGACGAGGUUUCACUCAUUGACAAGGUCUCUGAGCCAGUUCUAUGGCAUACCGAUCUCCACAUGGGCAAUAUCUAUGUAUCUGAAGAAAGCCCAGCCAACAUCGUGUCUCUUAUUGACUGGCAGACAAUUGUAGUGUCGCCUUUGUUUUUACAGGCCCGCUUCCCAGAAUUUCUGCCAGUUGAAGAAGACUACACACUUGGCACUACUGACCUUCCAAAGCUACCGCCAAAUUACAACGAGAUGGACGUAUCUGAUCAAGAAUAUGCAGACUAUAAGUUGAAGGAAGCUAAGUUAGCAAAGGUCUAUGAACUAAGCAGCGGAUCUGAAAAUAAUCAGGCAUAUAAAGCCUUACGCGUACCAUCAUUCUUACGAGAACUCUUUAUCCGGUGUGGAGAGGUCUCAGGAGAAGGCGUGAUCCCGCUACAGGCCUGUCUUAUUGAGCUUUCUGAGGCGUGGAACGAUCUAGGCUUUGCAGGACAGUGCCCAGUCACUUUCAACGAGGAUGAUUUAAAAAGUCAUAAGCAGCAGUUUCAAGAGUAUCGCGAUUAUCAUAAGAUCCACGAGCUUGCCAGAAAGAUACUCGGUACCGAUUUCGAGGGCUGGAUUACACAUCAAGUUGAUUUCGCGGCCAAACAACAGCAGAACGAGGAGUUACUCCAAGAAUUCAUGCGCAGAAGUACCGAGUACAACAAGUCUCCAGAGGAGAUUCGGAGAAUUUGGCCGUAUCUGGAACGUUCACAGACUGAGCAGUAG